UAGGCCCUACGGCACGGAAGGUUAGUGUUGUGGGCAAGACGGUUUGCGCAGGCGCGGCGCUGACAGCCGCUCUCUGCCUAAUCUGCAGUCUGUUUAACGAUGGCCUGGAAAUCAGGAGGAGCUAGCCAUGCUGAGCUCGUCAACAACCUCCGCAGAAAUGGGAUUAUUAAAUCGGAUAAGGUUUAUGAAGUCAUGCUGGCCACAGACCGUGCAUACUUUGCGAAAUGUAACCCAUACAUGGAUUCCCCUCAGUCAAUAGGUUACCAGGCAACUAUCAGUGCUCCACAUAUGCAUGCAUAUGCUUUGGAGCUUCUUCACGAUCAGUUAUAUGAAGGGGCUAAGGCACUGGAUGUUGGAUCUGGAAGUGGAAUCCUCUCCGUUUGCUUUGCACGGAUGGUUGGCCCUGAAGGAAAAGUCAUAGGAAUUGAUCAUAUCAAAGAACUGGUUGAUGAUUCAAUAAAUAAUGUUAAGAAAGAUGACCCCAGUUUGAUAACAUCAGGAAGGGUAACACUGAUUGUGGGUGAUGGCCGAAUGGGAAACACAGAGGAAGCUCCCUAUGAUGCGAUUCAUGUCGGUGCUGCAGCACCAACCGUGCCGCAAGCACUCCUAGACCAGUUGAAGCCUGGUGGCAGGUUGAUCCUCCCGGUGGGCCCAGCAGGUGGAAACCAGAUGCUAGAACAGUACGAUAAGCUGGAAGAUGGCAGCACCAAAAUGAAGCCUCUCAUGGGGGUGAUCUAUGUGCCUUUGACAGACAAAGACAAGCAGUGGUCCAGGGAUGAACUGUGAAGCACCAUCAGCAUGUCCUUGUCUUGCUUUAUAGGAUUAAGUCGGAGUGGAUUUCUUCAGAUCUAAACAACUAAAAAUGACAGCAUUGCAACUUGUUUUGGACUUUUUUUUUUUUUUUUGCAACCUGAAUUUUGUUUUUUCAGGUGCAGGCUUUUUUUUUGAGUUGUGGCUAAAAUAAUAAUAAUAAUAAUAAUUAUGUCUCAUUUAUCGAUUUCCAUUUAAGUUGAUUUGGACAAGCACAUAUUUCAUAACUGCUGUUUUGGUGCAGUGAAUGUGUAAAGCCUUUAUUAUAUAUUGCUAAUGUAUGACACUACAUGCAUAAUAAGAUUUCUGUAUGCAGUCAUCUCUAUUGCUCUGCUCAACGCUAGUAAGAAACUUUUACUGCAUUUCUUUCAAGCUUUUGUCACGGAGAGCAACACGCAACAUAAAACAGCUGAUAUUUUACUCUUUCUGUAACUGAUGUUUUGCUGUUUGGUUAAAAUGCAGUACCAGACAGUAAGAAUGUUGCUAUAGUUGACUGUAAUAAUAUCUCCUGUACAGAUUGGACAUAAUUUUAUUUAUACAGUGCAUUAUGGGUAAGUCACAGUUUUCUUUUUUUUUUUGCUGUAUUAAAUUGGCUGCCAACUAUGAUGUACAUUACUACAGUGUAACAUGCUGUGUUUCAGUUACUGGCAGUUUAAUGCUGUGCUGCUUUGCCAAAUAAAUUUGAAAGCAAAGCAAAUGGUGUAUGGCUAUUGCUUUUUAUUAUAGUUUUCAAGAAAUUUGAAUGCUUAAGCAGCCUCUGUGGAAGUAGAAGACUUUCUUAAUGUUACUUUCCGGUAUAAAGUGUAUGUAUAUAUAUUUUUUUUAUCGGUUCAUCUUUCGAAAAUAGAAUUUGCAGCAGAAUUGUGUUUAUGAUAAUCCACCAUUCUUAUUGCGAGGAGGUGAUAAUAAUUCUCUUCGGUAUGUACAGACAGGCCUUUGUCAUGCCUAAAGCAACCAUAAGGCAUGAGAAAAAACUUAUCCCUUAUGAGAUGUGUGAAGUAACUGCCAGAGUAGCAAGUAUUUCUCAUUUUGUAUUAGAACUGAAGUGUAAGAAUGUAAAACAUUUAUCAUUUUUUAUUUGGGCAGGUUUCUAGAAUAACGACAGAAUACAGUUUUUUUUCUAUAAAUGCAGCAGGAAAUCCCAGAACACGGAUACCUCAUUAUCUUUAAAGUCUGUACCAUCAUCUUUUUCUUGGCUUAAACAGGAAGUUGUGUAAAAGGGUGGUUAUUGCAAGUACAAAUUAAUCAACAGUAGCACAGUCUACCAUGUUUUGUCACAUGAACUACCAACUGUAUCUGAAAGCUCACUUGAAUUCAGGUUAUAUAU
Messenger RNA from Acipenser ruthenus (sterlet), 2137 nucleotides. Its product is annotated as protein-L-isoaspartate(D-aspartate) O-methyltransferase. Gene Ontology annotation, cellular component: cytoplasm. Gene Ontology annotation, biological process: protein modification process. The transcript is spliced from 8 exons. Gene Ontology annotation, molecular function: protein-L-isoaspartate (D-aspartate) O-methyltransferase activity. Lineage: Eukaryota; Metazoa; Chordata; Actinopteri; Acipenseriformes; Acipenseridae. The coding region runs from base 100 to 786 and encodes 228 amino acids. The record is from RefSeq and is a predicted model, not a curated record.